AUGACGCGAGAGAAACUUGCAAAAGCCUUUACAACUCGCUUCGUGAACUCUGCGGCAGAAGCACUUUCUGAUCAACGUAAAAUGAUAGUUUGUAUGCGGGAGAAGGAGGAAUUAAACGCCGAAGAACGACAGUGUCGAGUAGUUGGCUCCAGUCUUCUAAAAAGGCUGUUGAAAGAGAAUGAUUUGCAGAUUAAGUUGCCCGUACCAGUCAAGACAUCAAGCAUAAUUGAUGAUGCCUCAAAGGCGAUCAGUGGUAAAUACGAUGUAACGAUAGGUCCCGAGAGUGGUAAAGCGCUGCAGACUAUUGGUCGUGUCCUGCCCGUCGCUCAGUUGACUGAGACAAGCUGCUCAUUAGCUCAACUGCGUUUUUAUGCGAACGACACAAGCCUGUCUGACUCUUCGAAAUUUCUUGAAGCUGUUCGAGGAAAAGAUGUAACUUUGACAGACGAUGAAUUGCUCACGAUCGCACUGAGCUAUGCUGAACUCUCCUAUGAAGUCGCUGUGCGGCUGCUCGGAUCAAUCGCCAACGAGAAGACAAGGCUUGAUGUAGUGAAGGAUCUUGUAAAUACUGUUCAAAUAUUUGGAAAUGCGACCUUGUUGAGAGAGCAGCGAUUAGAAGAGUCGUCAUCCUUGUCCUUGCAACUGAUUGAGUCUGAUCUAACUGCUGGCGGGUGGUUUGAGGCUGUCUCGCAUUGUUCCGCUAGUCACUGGAAGUGCAGAUUGCUUUAUCAACUCAUCGCCAUAUGCCCUGUGCCCGAAGUUUUCGAUGAUCCAACGUCACCAUUUAACACAAAGUGCUUUCUUCACUGCAUUCGUUAUGGAGCUCACUGCCAGAAGUUGGCAUUUAUUGAAAACGGUGUCCCGUUUGGUCAAGAGACCAUCUCAUUUGACAGUCUGAACCUCAACAUAAAUCAUUGCCAC
Strongylus vulgaris is the source of this 921-nucleotide messenger RNA. The record is from the annotation of a GenBank genome assembly. NCBI's taxonomy places the organism in Eukaryota, Metazoa, Nematoda, Chromadorea, Rhabditida, Strongylidae.